Phycomyces blakesleeanus NRRL 1555(-) is the source of this 669-nucleotide messenger RNA. Its product is annotated as Homeodomain-like DNA binding domain-containing transcription factor. Bases 1 to 669 code for a protein of 222 amino acids. The record is from RefSeq and is a predicted model, not a curated record. Gene Ontology annotation, molecular function: RNA polymerase II cis-regulatory region sequence-specific DNA binding. NCBI's taxonomy places the organism in Eukaryota, Fungi, Mucoromycota, Mucoromycetes, Mucorales, Phycomycetaceae. The transcript has a single exon. Gene Ontology annotation, biological process: regulation of transcription by RNA polymerase II; cell differentiation.
AUGCUUUCUGUAUCAAAUCUCUUGAAUUGCGAAGCUCGACAACAGCAACAGCAACAGCAAAUCCAAAAUCAACAUCAACAUCAACAGCCACGCAGGCGUCCAGCUGUACUCGACAUCUCCAACCUUCUCUGUUCCUACGAUUCACCCAAGAGUCCUUCGCUUUCUCCUUCACUCACUCCCUCACCUGCCAGUGUCACAUCCUCAUACACCAGCUAUCCAUUCCCCUUGAACAAUGGCCGUAAUACCCCUCCCCCCACCUCUGUCUGGAACUCUCAUAAACCAAUCCAAGAACCUGUCAUUUGGAACCACCACCACCACCCCCACCACCACUCCCACCAAAAGAUGCUCCUUGACAAUUCCAGAGCUUCGACCCCAAUGUCAGAAGAAGAUGAAGACGACGACGACGAUGAUACCGAUGAACUUGAUGAACACGGUAACCUUCCCUUGAAGGCCAAGCGCAGAAGAGCCAAUUCCAAGCAGCUCGAGGUCCUGAAUAGAGUAUUCGAACGCACCUUCUUCCCCUCCACUCAGAUGAGAGUCGAAUUGGGCAGACAGCUUGGCAUGAGUCCCAGAACUGUCCAGAUCUGGUUCCAGAACAGACGCCAGGCCAUCCGCACACGCGAAAGACAACGCUUGUUACGAAUCCACAAAACUUCUUCCUCUGAUUGA